UCGAGUGCAGCAGAUACGUCCCUGCAUUUAUCUUAACAACCUGUUUAUAUACCUGCCCACAUCUUUUUCUUGGCUUAAAAGUACGCUUUAGAAAUUUUGUACCGAUUUGUGGUUUGUGGAAUGUCUGUUGCAGUAUGUGCACUCAAGAAAUUUAGUGAGUUAAAUCGUGUUUAGUGCCUUGCAUCGCGAAUAAUUAGUGUUUGUUUACAUUAUUUUCUUAUCAAAAUCGCGUGGGCUGUGAGUAAACAAAACAACUUCGACAACAUGCAGUCUGUCUUGGCUUGUUUACUGUUUUUUACGUUUUGGAGUUUCUCAUCAUGCUCGCGGUCUGGGAUUUAUAUCGAUAAUGGUUUUGAUCAAACGGCUAUAGAGAGGACGAUGACCAGAGAUGAAAAAAGGGAAAUGGAAUUGGAGAUUUUGAGUCUCUUGGGCUUGCCUAAGAGACCAAGGACAAUAAGUAAGAAUCCGCUGAAGAGGUCAGCUCCGAGGUUCUUGUUGGAUAUUUACAAGACGUUGAUGGAUGCGGACAACGAAGAUGAUCAAAGGGCCAAGAGGAGUGUUGAUGUUUAUUUGAGUGGCGAAGAACAAAACCAAAUUGAUGAGAGCGAUAUCAUUAUGACUUUUGAAAGUGCAAAUGACCAUGUGCCGAAUGUAAGACAUGAACGAGGUAAAAGACUUUGGUUCAAUGCCAGUGAUGUGCCAGUAGCAGAAGAUGUUGUUGGGGCUGAAUUAAGAAUAUACAAAGGUAAUGGAAAGGAUAUGAAAAAUGUAGAUGCAGUUUAUACUAUAACAGUGUAUCAACUUAUAAAGACAGAUGAAGGAGACAAAGAAUUAGAGUACAUAUCAGCCACCAACGUCACUGCCGGAUUUACAGGAUGGAUUAGCUUGAACUUAACGAGAUGUCUCGCCACGUGGGUGGCAUUUCCGAAUCUCAACAAAGGCCUUUACCUAUCCGUGCAUCCAGUCAGCAGGCCAGGCCAUGAAGUCAGACCAGAAGACAUUGGAGUAGUGACGGUAAAAGCUGAAGAUGAACAACAACCAUUUAUGGUAGCUUUUCUUAGAGCAGCUAACAAUAUCAAGCCGAGAGUAACAAGAGAGACUAGAACCAAAAAGGACACAUUCAAUAGUGUUAUGACUGGAUAUUCAAAAGUUAAAAAUGAAAGACAAGAUCUACGAAGAAGUUGUCGCAUUGAAACAUUGUACAUCAAUUUCAAGGACCUAUCUUGGACCGACUGGAUAAUAGCCCCAGAUGGCUAUCCCGCCUUUUACUGUGCUGGAGAAUGCAAUUUCCCUCUAAAUGCUCACAUGAAUGCCACCAACCACGCAAUCGUCCAGACAUUAGUCCAUCUGAUGAACCCUUUGAGAUUUCCGAAACCGUGCUGCGCACCAACGAGGUUAAAUCCAAUAUCGGUUUUAUACUACUUGGAUGAUCACAAUGUUAUACUCAAGAAGUACAAAAAGAUGGUGGUAAAGAGCUGUGGUUGCCAUUAAAUGAUUUUUUUUCUCGAAAUUAUUGUACAUAUUUGUAUAUUUGUUUUAUAUAUAACAUACAGCAUGCUUAGUUUAAGAAAAUAAGGUAACAAACAAGUGCCAAAUAUUGUAUCGACAUUUUUUAAAUACAUGUAUUAUCAACU
Messenger RNA from Diabrotica virgifera virgifera (western corn rootworm), 1634 nucleotides. RefSeq names its product protein 60A (gene gbb). Gene Ontology annotation, molecular function: growth factor activity; cytokine activity. The record is from RefSeq and is a predicted model, not a curated record. Gene Ontology annotation, cellular component: extracellular region. NCBI's taxonomy places the organism in Eukaryota, Metazoa, Arthropoda, Insecta, Coleoptera, Chrysomelidae. The coding region runs from base 265 to 1491 and encodes 408 amino acids. Gene Ontology annotation, biological process: BMP signaling pathway; SMAD protein signal transduction. The transcript has 6 exons.